AUGGCUUUGGCGCAAUCCGUUCGCGAAACGCGGAAAUUUCAUUCCGCUUUUGCGCUUCCUGCGCGCUCGCUUUCCGCUGGUGGUUUCCUGGCCUCUGGGCAGAGGAAGGUUCCAGGGAAGCCCGCUAGAGCGCCGCUAGCACGCGCGGCAGCAGGCGCUGACGGCUUGUUUGACGGCCAGCGGUUUGUGCUGACGCUAGAAGUGACGGAAGGCAAACAGGCUCAGGCGGCGGACGUCCUAGCUUCGGGCAGGUUCCGAGCCACAGUGCUGCCGGACCUGCCUGCUCCGGCCGGCUUCAGAGAUUUCUUGCAGUUGCCCCUCUCUCUUCUUCCCCUCCUCUCCUCCUCCUCCUCCUCUCUUCCUCCUACCUCCUCCUUUUCCCCUCCUACUACCGCCUCUCCCAAUUUUCCUGCCUCCUUUCCCAAUUCUCCUGCUUGCGAUGGGAGUGCUCUAGAUGCCUCAACUCUCAGUCCUGCGAUUUCAGCUGUAACCAGUCCUGAUAACCAGCUAUAUGCUGGUAACCAGGCUGGUACAGGCAAUACAGCGGGCAGCCAGGCCAUUCUGAAGGAUCCUGACAGCUCUGUUGCGGCUCAGGCGAUUGCCCAGGUGCUGACGGUGGCGGCUCAGGUGAAAACAGCAGAGGCGGUGAGGCAGCAGAUGGUGGAGAAGGCGGUUCAGGUGGCAGGGGGCAGGGAGGGCAGCACUCCAGGUGCUCUGCUGCUGCUGUCAGGAGCCCACCCCAUGCGCUCCUGGCCGCUGGUGAAUCGUCUCAUGCCCACCAACUCACUCCACAUGCUGCGAGACGCACACAGGCUCCGUUCCGCAGGCCGAAUCCCGCGCUGUGUUCAGUUGUGGGCCGUGGAGAAUCCUAUCACUGGCUCAAUUAACCGGCUGGAGCAGAAGUUGGAGGCGGGAGCAGAGGCCAUCAUACUGCAGCCGCCGGUGGUGCCAGAAGCUUUUCAGCAAUGGUGGUGUGCGGCUGAACAGAGAGGCCUCACCACUGCAGUCCCCAUGGUGAUAGGAGUGCCGCUCAUCACCUCGGCGCGCAACCUCGCCUUCUGGAUGCUUCUCACCGAUACCAAGGGGGCUCGAGCCGACGCUGAGAUAGCCAGGUUCCGGCAGGCAGAGGAGGCUUUUGAGUCGACGCAAAGGAGAGCUGGCAGUGGAAUCGCGGCAGGGAUGGGCGAGGUGGACGUGGAUGAGUUCCGGGCGUUCCGCCAGCGCUGGACGGAGAAUUACCUCUCCCUGGCGAAGCAGCUCCCAGGGACGGGCGAGGUGGACGUGGAUGAGUUCCGGGCGUUCCGCCAGCGCUGGACGGAGAAUUACCUCUCCCUGGCGAAGCAGCUCCCAGGUAUGGAGGUGUGGAGAAAAAGGGGUUGCACACAGCAGGUGGCAGGGACGGGCGAGGUGGACGUGGAUGAGUUCCGGGCGUUCCGCCUGCACUGGACAGAGCAGUACCUCACACUUGCCAAGAAGCUGAAAGGUGGGGCGUCUGCUGUAUGGCUGUCAAAGUGGCCUGAAAUCACCAUGUCCCGGCAGGCAGAGGAGCAGGUGGCAGGGAUGGGCGAUGUGGAUGUGGGUCAGUUCAGGGUCAUUCACUCACCCCCGUUUCCACUCACCCCCGUUUCCACUCACCCCCGUUUCCACUCACCCCCGUUUCCACUCACCCCCGUUUCCACUCACCCCCGUUUCCACUCACCCCCGUUUCCACUCACCCCCGUUUCCACUCACCCCCGUUUCCUCUCCACUCACUCACACGCCCCUUCACUCGGUUCUUUUUCCGAGGUGCUUGCAGGGGCUUCAGGGAUGCAUUUCAUGCCUAUCAACCCCCGUGGCUGGAAGGACCUGCGUAGACUAAUCGCCACUUCAAAUGUAUUCUCCAGUCUCUGA
Closterium sp. Yama58-4 is the source of this 1890-nucleotide messenger RNA. NCBI's taxonomy places the organism in Eukaryota, Viridiplantae, Streptophyta, Zygnematophyceae, Desmidiales, Closteriaceae. The record is from the annotation of a GenBank genome assembly.